AUGUCACCCGGAUUGUCGAUGCCAACGUCGUCCACUUGGAUGGAGCAAGAGAUACCUAUGAAUGGAUCAUACCGCAUCUAUGUGUUUGCUGGUGAACAGGCUGUGACAAGGAAGGCUCUAUAUGACUUUGGCGCCAAUCUUGACAAGAAGGGUUCCUUCUACAGCUCAUACAGGCGUCCUGACAAUACAUCUAUCUCUUAUCAUAAGCGUCACAACCCAGAGAGUUUGUUCUACACUUUAUGCACCGUGUUUGCCAGCAAGAGAGCCGACAUUGAGGUAUCGCAAGACGUCCCAGCGACUCUAGCGCGUUACAGGGACCACAUUUUCGCGGAUGACAUUUGGGACCAGCGAGUGCCAAACGCCACUGCAGCAACACACGCAAAGAUGGGCCUGGAUCAGAACAAGGGCGGAGUGCGACCUGAUGGAUAUGUUGGUAUUGUUGUCAGUUUGGUGGAAGGCAGUGGAACGGUGGAUACCUUGAACGAGUACUUUGCCGCAUUCUGCACGAAGAAACUUGGUGAGCUGAGGGGUCAGCUGUAA
Pseudogymnoascus destructans is the source of this 540-nucleotide messenger RNA. RefSeq lists its product as uncharacterized. The coding region runs from base 1 to 540 and encodes 179 amino acids. The record is from RefSeq and is a predicted model, not a curated record. The transcript has a single exon. NCBI's taxonomy places the organism in Eukaryota, Fungi, Ascomycota, Leotiomycetes, Thelebolales, Thelebolaceae.